Molecule: messenger RNA, 1173 nt
Organism: Rotaria sp. Silwood1
Lineage: Eukaryota; Metazoa; Rotifera; Eurotatoria; Philodinida; Philodinidae
Source: the annotation of a GenBank genome assembly
AUGAUUCCUAUUUAUAUUACAAUUGAAACUCAGAUUAAAAUUGUUUUUCUCAAUGGUUUAAAUGUAAUUCGUUGUUCAGAUAAUGAAAUACAAGUGUAUAAAUUACCAUAUUAUACUUCGACAUCAUUCAAAAGUAUAAUAACAUGUAGUACGAAAGAUGUAGUUUAUUCUAAAAAAUAUACGAGUUUUAAAUGGGGUAAACUAAAACUUAUUUGUUCCUUCUAUAACAGUCAAGUGCGUGAAGAACAAGUUGUUACAAAAUCCAAGAAUGGUGAUAUUAAAGAUAUUCCUCCAGCUAAAGGUCAAUUAGGUCAAUCGACAGCAUCGUACGAGUUAGAAAUCAAAUCCAGUCUUAUUUCUGAUACCAAAAUAGUAUCAAGUAAACAACCAGCAAAUAAUGCUUACUUUGAUGAAAAUACUAUACCUAAAGAAAGAAGAAUUUAUAUAUGGUUUCCAGGUCAUCCUAUUAUUUGUCGGAUAGUGUUUACUGGUGAAGACGAUAAUCCAUGUCCUUCAAUGGAUAAUCAAGAAGUAGAUGAUGUUAGUUAUGCAUGUUAUUAUAAUCCAGGUGGCGAUGAAGAACCAACGACAGCACAAAUGGAAGCCGAAUUGAAACAGAUAGAAGAAACAGAUGAUAAGCCAAAUACUGAUGCACUUAAAUACGGAAUGAGCAGUCUCAAUUGUAUAGUAACAUUUCAGGCAAAUAAUUCAAUUGAUUCUGCUGAAAUACCUGAUGGUUCUGAAACGUCUGAUGAUGAAACCAAUAAUCAAAUAAAUAACUCAACAGAUGAUAACAAUUCUCGUCCUAGUAACUCAACAAACUCAAACGAAGACUCUGAUAUAUUGAAAAUUAUUGGGUCGGUACUUGGAACACUUUUACUUAUUGGUCUCAUUGGCGGUGUUGGUUAUUUUCUAAUUCGAAAAUAUUACUUUAAUAAAUCUUCAUCAUCAUCAUCAUUAGAGAACAUCGACAACGGAAAUAAAGAUUCAUAUUCUCUUAAUCCAAAAGAAAGUCAACAAUCAUUAGCUGUGACAUCAGCAUACGAAACAAAUACAGAAGUAUCUAUGAAUGUACCACCACAAGAAGAAAACCCUUCUGUUAACUUAUACCCACCUGAUGAAAAUAAAAGACAAAGAACUGAUACUAGUAUGAUGUUUGACGAAGAUAUGUAA